GUGCGGAUACUCUCUCUCUCUCUCUCUGUGUAGAUGAUGAUGGAUCGACCAUAGCUUGUUCUUCAGAGCCAUAGCCGGUGAGGCAGGUCUGCGCAUACUAUCAGCUUCAUUCAAGUUGGCGUUGUUGAUCGCGGGAUUUGCUCACUGUGAGCCAGCUGAAAGCUGAAAAGAAGAAGCCCAAUCAAGGGGGAAAAAAGGGAGGAACGGGUAUAGGGUGUACGCAGCAGGGAAAAAAAAUAAAAUAGGGGAAGAAGAGAAGGAAAAAUAUAGAAACGCUGAGCGAGUGUAAUAGGGAAUAGGGAAGAGAAAGAAGUUGGGAACGACCGUACCGUACGGCGCGGGUAAUGGCUGUCGUUGCUGAAGAAUACUACGGGCAUGAUGAGGCCGGGAUAAGGACGGCAGCACUAUGUACGGAAUCGGCGGUUGAUGCUGGAGCCGUGCCGAACGCCAGUCGCAGGAUUAAGCUCAUCAGAGAACGGAAGGUGAACAGUUCUGCAUGGCGGAAUAUAAGGCUGGCGUUCUUGCCCGAGGGCUACCCAAACAGCGUAACCCCAGACUAUCUUCCAUUCCAAACGUGGGACACCCUUCAGGGUUUAUCCACUUAUAUUAGAAGCAUGCUUUCCACUCAGGCGCUCCUGACGGGCAUAGGCGUGGGACAGAAUACUGCAUCGGUUCUGGGGGCAACAUUUCAGUGGUUUCUGCGUGAUUUCACAGGGAUGCUUGGAGGCAUAUUGUUCACCUUGUUUAAGGGAUCCAACUUGGAUAGCAAUGCAAAGCAAUGGCGAUUGACUGCCGACUUUAUGAAUGACAUUGGCAUGGUGCUUGACCUCUUAUCUCCAAUGUUUCCGUCCGUCUUUGUAUUCAUGCUCUGUAUGGGGAGCCUCUCAAGAUCCAUCACGGGCGUUGCCAGUGGGGCAACCCGGGCAGCGUUGACUCAGCAUUUUGCACUUCGCCAGAAUGCUGCCGAUGUCUCAGCCAAGGAAGGGAGUCAGGAGACUCUGGCAACGAUGGUGGGAAUGCUGGUGGGCAUGCUAGUGGCAAGAAUCACGUCCGGACAUGUUCUUGCUAUUUGGGGCUGCUUUCUCAUCUUGACGGCUUUCCACAUGUAUGCUAAUUACAGAGCGGUCAGUUGCCUCUGCCUUACCAGCUUGAAUCGGGAGAGAGUUUCCAUCCUCUUGAAGGCGUUUGUGAGCAGUGAUAAGGUGCUUACUCCACGGCAGGUCGCGCAACGUGAGCAAAUACUCCCAUUGCCGUUUAUUUCAUUUUGGAAUAAAUGGAGUGUGAAAACCGGUGGCAGAUAUGAUCGGUUGAUCAAGUUCGGUGUGCGACUCUCGUCAGUUGACUUUGGCCCAAGCUUUGAGAAAUUACAUACUCUGCAGGAACAGUAUAAGACAGAGAAGUACAUGCUGGUUCCUGGAAGUGCGUCCAUCUCUGUCGUUCUCCACAGGCACGCGACAUCGGGUGACAUUUUGCGCGCCUACGUCCAUGCAUUGAGACUUGUGGACGAGCUUGAAUCUUUCAGACGCGGCCAGCUCAAGGAUACUUCGGGGUACGACUCAUCUCAGUGGAUGAGUGAAGUUUAUACAGAUUUUAUUGAUGGGCUGAUGAAGGCAGGGUGGAUGACAGAUCGUAUUCUCCUCAGACCAGGGGAAUGGCGCGCGGAAUGGCGGUUCUCCAGGAAAGGCGAUUGACUUGCACUUUUGGCUUGCCAUAGCCACUUUCACCGUCUUGUGAACAUUAAUCACUCCUUGCUUACGACUCCUUCCCCCUGGUCAUGCAUCCAUACAAACAUCGAGCAUGUGCCACGUCACCGUCGAACGUAUCCUCCACGUGCAUGUUGAAUCCAGGCCAAAGCCAAGCUUGUUUCCCAGAAGUAUGUUUGUGUGUCUUAUUUGAACAGUUUCAGAAAAUUUGAUGUUUUGCACCCUGACAUCCAGGUUGUCUCGGAGGCUAUCAGGUAGAGUCAUCUGGAUCUGGGUCAGGAUCGA
Chara braunii is the source of this 1988-nucleotide messenger RNA. The record is from the annotation of a GenBank genome assembly. Lineage: Eukaryota; Viridiplantae; Streptophyta; Charophyceae; Charales; Characeae.